AUGAAGAAAAUUUUUAAUCAAUUAAAAAAUGUGGACUUUUUCAGCGUAACAUACACCCCUGCUAUAUCAGAUGGAUUUCAUUAUAAUCAUUCAAGUGUUAUUGGUGGUAUUAUCUCUUUGAUAAUUGGUGCUCUAAGUUUAAUCUAUUGCAUAUACUAUCUGUAUUUGUGGUGGAGUUAUUAGCUAUUACCAAAAGUUACACAAGAUUUAAGCAACUUUUCGUAGGACCUUAAUUUAGGAUUAAUCGAUAAUAGAAUUUAGAUUUUUGCUAAUGACAAAUAUGGAAGUUCUCCAAUUAAUCCAUUUAAAAAGGAUGAGAUUAUUUUCAUACCAUUAAUAUUCGAUCUUAGUAUUGGUGAUUAUUAACCAUUGUUUAAUAAUAUUACAGAUGACUAAUAACUUGAUAUAAAACUUAAAAUAACUCAAGAUUCUGAAUUUAAAAUCCUCUUUAUCUUUUGUGAUGAACAAUAUUUGAAUGGUGAUUUAAAAUGUGCCUCUGAAGAAAUCAAAUAGAAUUACUUUGAUUAAAUAGGCAAUGAAUUGUAUUCUAUUUUAGAGUUCACUACUUUAAAUCCAUCUACAUUUGAAUCUUAAUAAUUUAUACGAAUUUAUUCAAUAUAAAUUCUUCCUGAAGCAGAUUUGUGUUCUACGAUUACAUUAUAUUAUGAAUUAAAUAAUUACUAAAUAGAUAAGGCAUUUUUAUUUUCCACUGAUACAGAAGAUAAAACUUAUAUCUCAAACGCUCAAAAUUUUCCUUAAUAUUCCUCUAAAUCAUUUUGUGAGAAAUACUAUUUACCAAACACUUUUGGAAUUUUUUGGAUAGUUUUUGAAUAGUAAUAUCGUAUUAUUUAAAUUUAAUAUCCACCAAUCAGUGAAGUUUUUGCAUCAAUUGGAUCAAUUAUCAGCAUUCUAUUUUCUGUUAAAUAUUUAAUUUUGAUGCUUAAUUUAUCAUAAAUGAGAUAAUCUGUAUUAGAUGAUAUUAUGAGAUAAUAUUAUCCUGAAAUUAGAAGAUUUGAUAUUGUUAAAAACUGUUGGGGAAAAAUUAAAUCAGUUAAAUUUGAUGGUUUAUAAGUAGAAUUAUCUAGUUUUUUAUCCUUUUAAAAAUAAAUUCAUUCUUAGAUGGCUUGUAAAUUAAAUUAUAAAAAUCUAUUGUAUGAAAUAUCAAGAUUUUAAUUUAUCUUAAUGUCUAUGAAAAGACGGAAAGAAAUAGAAAAAGUUCAUAGAAUCGGAAUUAAAGUUCCUAUGAAAUUAUCAGAUACAGGAGAAUCAUAUAUUAUUUCUGAAGGUAUUCAAAACCAAAUGAAAACUAUUAAUUUUAGAAACAUGAAUAUUAUUUCAACCAAAUAUGAUAUCUUAUCUAUUAAUGAUGCUUUGAUAUUAAGUUAGAAUUAUCAUUAGUUGACAAAAUAGACAUAAAAUUAUUUAGGGUUGAAUAGUGAUAAUGAUGAUAACUGUGAUGAUAUUGAGGAGAAUGGAAGGGAAAAAGAUUUCUAUGAUGUAAAUUAUAUUCAAUCAUUUGAGACAAACAAAUCAAAAAAAUGA
Molecule: messenger RNA, 1542 nt
Organism: Paramecium sonneborni
Lineage: Eukaryota; Ciliophora; Oligohymenophorea; Peniculida; Parameciidae
Source: the annotation of a GenBank genome assembly